Messenger RNA from Pisolithus orientalis, 996 nucleotides. RefSeq lists its product as uncharacterized. The transcript is spliced from 7 exons. Lineage: Eukaryota; Fungi; Basidiomycota; Agaricomycetes; Boletales; Pisolithaceae. The record is from RefSeq and is a predicted model, not a curated record. The coding region runs from base 1 to 996 and encodes 331 amino acids.
AUGUCGUCUGGACCAACAAUUCCACAAACCGAAGUUGCCGCUACGGUCUUGCUCAUCGUCGCGGCGGUGGUCACUUCAUUCCGUCUGUUCCUGCGGAUGCAACAACACCGUCCAUGGUUAGAUGAUGGGUGGGCAGCGUUUUCUAUGGCAAUCAAUAUUGGCUUGUUGGUGGUACUCUGGUUGUACCUGCAGGACGACGCUCGAUUUCCCCAAGAUACAAAGGUGGAAUUAUAUUAUAUGCUCACACAGUUCUUCAGUGCAGGCGUUUGGUCGUCCAGGAUCUCAAUUUUAUUGACGGUCGUGCGACUGACCUUCCCUGGCUCGCUAAGGAGAUGGCUAGUGCGCACCGCCAUCACAUUUAUGGUUACAUGGAUGAUCCUUGGCGCACAAAUCUUUUGGACGCGUGAAGCAGAAAGUGGUUGGAAAUCGCAACCUCGCCCUCAAUGCGAUCUAGGUAGGAAUGUUACCAUUGCACAGAUAAUCACCGAUGUGCUAGGUGAUACGAUCUUGAUACUGGCUCCGUUUCACUUGAUUUACAAAGUCAGACUCACGAAGGCUCAAAAGAGCCGACUUUUGUCUAUCUUUUCGACGUCUGGUGCAACCACCAUCGUCAGCCUAACCCACGCAUAUUACCUGCUUUCUGAUGGUGGGCUAAAAGAAAUCUUAGCUGCCAUAGUCGAGUUGUCGAUUAGCUUGACUGUGGCGAACUUGAGUGUGGUUGUCGCUCUCCUAUUCCGCAUCAGCACUGAAGAAUCCACAACCCCCGCUUCGCUGGAGCUCAAGUCCAUAAUUACCAUCGGCUCACCGCCAAAUCGGAGAAGACCACCGCUCGAUCCUCUCUCAACGUCAGCAAUGAUGGUUGAGAUUGAGACCACGACAAUAAUACUGGAUGAUUUCAGUACGUCUCCUACGCGAGCUACUGAAAUAGACGACAAAGAUGCCGAAGCUGUAUUCCUUGAAACGCUUUCCGACCCACGUCCGUUCUGUGAUGCUUGA